UUGGUUGGCGCGCGCAUGGGGAUGGUGCCCAACGGGCUCCUGCCCAAUGCGUCCGCCCGGGUGAUACGGCGACUCGAUCCCGAGCGCUGGGCGGUUGCGGAGGGCCGCACGGCGGAGCUGAUUGCGCGCAUCCAGCCCAACGCACACUCCGAGGGCCGGAGGCUGGCCGUCUACCACUACGUGCAGCGGCUUAUCAUGAACUGCCUCUCUUGUCAGGUUUUUACCUUUGGUUCAGUACCUCUCAAGACUUACUUACCUGAUGGUGACAUUGAUGUCACUGCUUUUAGUAAUAGUGAAGAAUUAAAGGAGAUUUGGGCAAACCUUGUCCGGGAUGCAUUGGAGCGUGAAGAGAAGAGUGAAAAUGAUGAAUUUCAUGUAAAAGAAGUCCAGUAUAUUCAGGCAGAGGUCAAGAUUAUUAAGUGUCUUGUGGAAAACAUCGUUGUCGACAUCUCAUUCAAUCAAGUCGGUGGACUAUGUACACUUUGUUUUCUUGAAGAUGUGUGUUCUUAUUUUCAAAUAUAG
Messenger RNA from Panicum virgatum (switchgrass), 522 nucleotides. RefSeq lists its product as uncharacterized. Gene Ontology annotation, molecular function: nucleotidyltransferase activity. Lineage: Eukaryota; Viridiplantae; Streptophyta; Magnoliopsida; Poales; Poaceae. The record is from RefSeq and is a predicted model, not a curated record. The transcript is spliced from 3 exons. The coding region runs from base 16 to 522 and encodes 168 amino acids.